AUGUCUUUCUCUCACAAAAUUUUAGUUUUUGUUGCUUUUUUGAUCAUUUCAUUGGUGUCAUCAACAUCAAUAGUGGAGUCUAGGAAAAUCUCUAAUCCUUCAAACUCGAUGAGUCUUGAAGCAAGAUUGAAGGUGAAUGGUGAGUCUCCAAAUUGUUGGGAAUCACUUUUCAAACUCCAAGCAUGUAGUGGUGAAAUUAUAACAUUUUUUCUCAAUGGUGAAACUUAUUUAGGCAAUGAUUGUUGCAAAGCAAUUAAGAUUAUUGGACAUGAUUGUUGGCCUAAUGUUGUUUCAUCUCUUGGAUUUACCAAUGAAGAGAGUUAUAUAUUGGAAGGUUAUUGUGAUGAAGUUGAUGAUAAUAUUCAUUCACCUCCACCACCUACACCAUCUACACCACUAGUAUCAUUUGUUGAUCCUAAGAAGAUUGCUCCAUAA
Messenger RNA from Trifolium pratense (red clover), 435 nucleotides. RefSeq names its product egg cell-secreted protein 1.2-like. Gene Ontology annotation, biological process: double fertilization forming a zygote and endosperm. The transcript has a single exon. The record is from RefSeq and is a predicted model, not a curated record. Lineage: Eukaryota; Viridiplantae; Streptophyta; Magnoliopsida; Fabales; Fabaceae. Bases 1 to 435 code for a protein of 144 amino acids.